UCAGAUCUACGUAGAGUCUGGAGAUUGCUGUUAAUGUUAAUCAGUUGCAUAUUAAUUUUUAGUGUUGUAGAUUUUUUUUAGAACUUUAAGCAUGAGAACUAAUCCAGAUAACAGAACGCGUUUGUGUUUUCCGAUUUUUGAAACUUGAAAGCAUCAGAUGCAACAGCAGCGAAGUCGCUAGGCCGCUUAUCACGGGAUUCACGAUCAUUCACCGUUAAUAAUAAUUUUAUUUCAAUAAUUAAUAUAAUUUCGUCAUUUUCAUAAUGUGAGUUCUGGGAGUUGUUCCGUGGUUAUCUGGAGUUCUUCCAUAAGCUCCAAGAUUUUGGACAUCGUCGCCGUGUCUUUUGGAUGCGUUAAGGACCUGUGAUAUGGAGUGUUCCAAGGACAGAGUGUGAUAUUGGAAGUGUGCUACUUCUGGCUGGAUGGAAUGAUGGACGUACAGAUAGACUCCAGGUUUUUGGGCCAAUGUUGAAGUUGCGCGAUCGAUGGAGCUUAGCCGAAGGUCUGUUCCCAACGUGACCGAUGACAGUGACAAUGGUCCCAAACAACAUGAUUACGGCGCACAUCGUCGCAGCGAAAGAAAUGGCCAUGGAAAGGAGCACGCAACGAGAGUGCCUGGGAUCAAGCGCAACUGGCGAAGAUUCCGGAAUAGAAGAGCAUGUCCUGGAGAAGCCUAUGAGCCGACGGAUAUUGAACAUGUGGCCAACAUUUGCACUCAUGCGAUCAGUAUAAUUCCAGCCAUGUGCGCUAUGGGAUAUUUGUUGCUUUCCGCUCCUACCUAUUUGCAUGCCAUCACGGCCGUUAUAUACGGAUGCUCGCUAAUUGCCUUGUUCGGAGUCUCAACAGCCUUCCAUAGCGCGUGCUACUUUGGCAUGACCAGAAGAGUGAAGUUUACUUUACAUAUCUGUGAUCGCGCUACGAUAUACGCUUUUAUCGCAUGCUCCUAUAGUCCCUGGUUGCUGCUAAAGGAUGCCGAGCUGUACGUGCUGGUUGUUUUCUUCGUGCUGUGGUUCAUGGUGUUCGGUGGCGCCGUAUAUCAGUAUCUCUUCCACGAGAAAUACAAGCACUUCGAGACUUUUCUGUAUUUGUUUAUGGGCAUUAUACCGGGAGUGAUUUGUGUGCCGGGAAUGGCUGACAGCCGGGGCAUUAUGGCUGUAGCACAGGGUGGAGCAGUAUACGUGUUGGGAGUGGUGUUCUUUAAAAUGGACGGCGUGAUCCCUUGCGCUCAUGCCAUAUGGCACCUCUUUGUUGUCGUGGGAGCAUCAUGGCAUUUUCUGGCUGUGGCGCACUACUUGUACGCCGGGAAUCUCGAUAUUCCGUUAGCGGCUGAGCAAACAAUCCCAAAUUAACGUGAAUGUAGCAUUGAUCCGGUGGUCAGUUUUUGACGCAUAUCUUCCACAGCAUCUUAUAGGCGUCAUGUUUUCCUGUGGCAGCUGUCUUACCAAAAAGAUAUGUUUUUCUCAUAGUCAUACGACUAAUGAUGUCAGUUAAUAUGUGAAUUCUAGUCGGUUGCGACCGUAAUUGUUUGACGUUCUUAGCUCUCUGCUAAUCGGUGUUGUAUUUGGUGGUUUUUUGUUGAUGUUUUAAUCUUGAAAGCAGUAUUAAACAAGUUAACAAUUCCGAAAAAUGUGAACCCCAGUAAUUUACAUUGAAGUCCGUUAACGGU
This is a messenger RNA of Paramacrobiotus metropolitanus, 1666 nucleotides long. RefSeq names its product monocyte to macrophage differentiation factor-like. Bases 486 to 1349 code for a protein of 287 amino acids. The record is from RefSeq and is a predicted model, not a curated record. The transcript is spliced from 5 exons. Lineage: Eukaryota; Metazoa; Tardigrada; Eutardigrada; Parachela; Macrobiotidae. Gene Ontology annotation, cellular component: membrane.